Molecule: messenger RNA, 426 nt
Organism: Staurois parvus
Lineage: Eukaryota; Metazoa; Chordata; Amphibia; Anura; Ranidae
Source: the annotation of a GenBank genome assembly
AGAAAACCUUUGCCAAAUGAUCAUGACCAAAGGCCGCUUAUUGAGCCGGGCUGCAGUAAGGGAUGGAAAAGACAUGGCUAUUACUGCUACUUCAUAGGGGAAACAGCAUCCACGUUUCCAGAAGCCAACACUACUUGCAAUACCAAUGCAGCUUAUUUGAUGACCAUUGAAGACAGAUUUGAACAGGCUUAUCUAACAAGUCUGAUCGGGCUUAGACCAGAGAAAUAUUUCUGGACGGGACUCUCCGACAUGGAAGAAAGGGGGACUUUUAAAUGGACCAACAAUGAGAGGGUUUUAUACAGUCACUGGAAUGCUGAAAUGCCUGGGAGAAAACAAGGUUGUGUUGUGAUGAGAACUGGAAACAAAGGUGGAUUGUGGGAUGUCAUUAAAUGUGAUGAGAAGGCUAAGUUUGUCUGCAAGAAGUGG